AUGCCUUCGGGAAAUGGCAGUCACGUUGACGAUGGCAUUUCGGCCACCAACGUCGCUCUUACCGACGAGUUUGAAGCCUUGAACUCGAUCUAUGGUCCGGAUACUGUUGUCCUCCGAGCUGCCACUGGACCCUCCAUCACCGGGAUUCUGCGCCUGCCCGGAUCGGAAAUCUCCUUGCUCAUCUCCUUCCCGGUUGACUACCCUGAUGUGCCUCCCGAGGUAUUAAAGACACAGUCAACGGGUGAUAGUGGGCGAAAGGGCGAGGGGGAGGUCGCCGUGCACAUCGUUCGCGACGUACUGGCGAGGGUGUGGACUGAGGGUCAGGUGUGUUUGUUCGAUUUGGCCGAGGAGGCCGGUCCUCUGCUCUCCCAGAGGCAAAAUGAAGGCGAACACGGUGAACUUGCGACGACUCAGGCUGUCGAGCAAGACACUACGGACACGAAUAGGUCUGCUGCCUCAUCCUCGCACACGCAUGCAUCAAUUCACCAUCAUGACCACGCUCUCCCUGCUGACCACGGCUACGACCCUCCCAAUACCAUGGACAUUCCGUCUAACGCCGCCAUAGCCUCCUCAUCAGAUGCACCCCCUCCGAAUUGGACCCUCUCCGAUCCACUUACAGUCAACAAGUCCACCUUUGUUGCGCGGGCCUGCCCCGUGCGGUCCCUGGACGAAGCGCAAUCCUCCAUCUCGCACCUCCUCUCCUCCAACAAAAAAGUCGCGAGUGCUACGCACAACAUAAGCGCCUGGCGCAUACAGUCGGCUAAUUCACAGACCGGCGCGGUGAUCACGGUCCAGGACUCGGACGACGACGGCGAGACCGCCGCGGGGGGUCGUCUCCUGCAUUUGAUGCAGCUCAUGGACGUGUGGAACUGUAUGGUGGUGGUGACGCGGUGGUACGGCGGAGUCAAACUUGGGCCGGACAGGUUUCGAUUGAUUAACCAGGUCGCGAGGGAAAGUUUGGUCAAGGGCGGGUUUGCGAGGGACCAUGGAGAGGUGAAGGAUAAGGACAAGGAGACGGGCAAGACAAAAGGAGGGAGUAAAGGGAAGGGAAAGAAGUGA
This is a messenger RNA of Cladophialophora psammophila CBS 110553, 1059 nucleotides long. RefSeq lists its product as uncharacterized. The transcript has a single exon. Gene Ontology annotation, molecular function: protein binding. The record is from RefSeq and is a predicted model, not a curated record. NCBI's taxonomy places the organism in Eukaryota, Fungi, Ascomycota, Eurotiomycetes, Chaetothyriales, Herpotrichiellaceae. The coding region runs from base 1 to 1059 and encodes 352 amino acids. Gene Ontology annotation, biological process: regulation of translational initiation. Gene Ontology annotation, cellular component: cytoplasm.